UUAAGGCUUUACCUAUUAUUAUUAUUCUCCAACUACCCUCGUUUUAAGGGGAAUUGAAGAAUUUCGUACAAAUAAUCGUCUACGAAAAUAAUUAUAGCAUUGCACUACAGUUAAUGACAAAAAUGCGUUGCAAAUUUUCUCAAGUAAUCAAGUAUUGAAGAACCUUUGGGUCUCUUAACUUCAAAUUACGGUUAGGUCACCAUGAGAUCGACCGCCAUUCUUGAUUAGCUCGUAACGGGAUACUGAUACUGAGAUCUCCCACGGGAAUGUUGGUGUUCUGUUACACCACAAUUGCAUUGUUGUUCGUAGUUCGAAGCCAAAAUGGUUACUUGCGGGCAGGUGUGUGACACCGUACUAGCGGCGGUUUUCGAGUACGAUACAGCCAAGAUAGUGCAUAUAAAAAGCAAGAAGGUUGGAGUUAUUAAUCGCUUGAUACAACUGGUUAUUAUUGUUUACGUUAUAGGAUAUGUGAUUGUUUACAAGAAGGGGUACCAAGAGUCUCAGAAGCCAUACAGUUCAGUGACCACAAAAGUCAAGGGAUUGUCAUUCACAAACUUAACAAACAAGAGCAUGGAACUCUUUCUGUACGGUGGAUUUCAUGUUUGGGACUCAUCUGACUUUGUGAUACCCCCAGAGGAAAAUAAUGUUGUGUUUGUCAUGACAAACAUGAUUAUCUCACCUAACCAAAAUCAGUCCACAUGUCCUGAGGACCCAAACUUUCCAGAUGUGAGAUGCAAAAGUGACAGUGAUUGUACACCAUUUGAACCAGUCAAAAAUGGCAAUGGUGUCAAGACUGGAAAAUGUGUAGAUGCUGAUAGAAAGCCCUUUGGUAAAGUUUGUGAAAUUUAUGCAUGGUGUCCAGUGGAGAUUGACAAGCUUCCCAUGCCAGGGUACAACUUAAGUAACACUGUUCCACUUCUUGAUGCUGCCAAGGAUUUCACCCUUCUCAUAAAGAACAGUGUACAGUUUCCAAAGUUUAACAAAUCACGGAGAAACAUCAUGACAGAAGAUGAAAGUUACUUGAAGAACUGUAAUUAUGACCCACAAACUGAUCAUCUUUGUCCAAUUUUCAAGCUCGGAAAAAUGGUUGAAUUGGCAGGUGUGAACUUUGAAGAUAUUGCUUUCAAGGGUGGGGUCAUUGCCAUAGUCAUAACAUGGAACUGUAAUUUUGACCCUUUGGCAUAUUUCUGUGAACCUAAGUAUUCAUUCAGGAGAUUGGAUGACUCUAAAUCACCAAUUGCACCUGGUUAUAAUUUCAGAUAUGCUAAUUAUUAUGUUCAAGACAAUGUCCUACACAGGACUUUGUUCAAGGCCUAUGGAAUACGCUUCAUGAUCAUGGUGUAUGGAGAGGGAGGAAAGUUUAGUGCAAUUCCACUGUUUCUUAAUUUGGGUUCAGGUCUUGCCCUGCUUGGCAUUGCUACAGUUUUGUGUGACAUUGUAGUGCUGUAUGUGCUGCAGAAGAAGUACUUUUACAGAGAGAAAAAGUAUUUGAUGGUUGAUACUGAUACAGACUCUGAACCUGAAAGUGAACAGCAGAAUUCAAGAGCACGUGAUCUCCACAGUGCUGGUAGCAUGGAUCGUGAUGCACGGCGGUAUAAACGGAUUAAAGAUGACAAGGAGCGUACAGAAACCUCCGGUUUUGUGAGUGCAGAAAGAUGACAUUCCCUCCUUACAAAAGAAACUUUCAUAUCACUGGAGUCCCGUGCAUCUUUUAUUCCUGUAUACACUGUCAGUAAUUUAGAUUUCUAUUCAUAUCUUUGGUAACUUGUGAACAUAGUUAAAUCGACACAAGGUUGUUCGAAUUUUUGGGGGAUUCUGGCCAAAUAUUCCACUGUAUAUUUUCUUAACUUUUUGAGCAAGUAACGAAGGAUUUGAAAACACCUAGUCUAUUUCCGACCUAAAUACCUGAAUUGUUUGGUUUCCUCAGCACAAUAAAUGCGUUUGUAUUUUUGGAACUUCAAAGCAUUCAAUGUAAAAAACGUGCAGGGAUGUUUAAACU
This is a messenger RNA of Pocillopora damicornis (cauliflower coral), 1999 nucleotides long. Its product is annotated as P2X purinoceptor 4. Gene Ontology annotation, biological process: response to ATP; calcium ion transmembrane transport. Gene Ontology annotation, molecular function: extracellularly ATP-gated monoatomic cation channel activity; purinergic nucleotide receptor activity. Gene Ontology annotation, cellular component: plasma membrane. The record is from RefSeq and is a predicted model, not a curated record. NCBI's taxonomy places the organism in Eukaryota, Metazoa, Cnidaria, Anthozoa, Scleractinia, Pocilloporidae.